Molecule: messenger RNA, 1428 nt
Organism: Cetraspora pellucida
Lineage: Eukaryota; Fungi; Glomeromycota; Glomeromycetes; Diversisporales; Gigasporaceae
Source: the annotation of a GenBank genome assembly
AUGGAAGAUACAAAAUUUCUUCUUUCAGUUGAUGGAGGUGGAUUCCGAGGGUUAAUUCCGGCAAAAAUAGUCGCUGAAAUCGAAAGAAGAGUUGCUGAAAAAUUAAAAAAUGAAAAUCUUAAUAGUGAUUUAAAAUGUGCCGACUUAUUUGAUAUUGUUGCUGGAACUUCAACAGGUUCUAUACUUGCUUUAUCAUUUGCAAGACCAAAUGAGAAUGAUAAUCGUCCAAAAUAUGAUGGUAAAUUCAUGGUGGAUUUUUUCGUAAAACAUAAAGAUGAAGUCUUUCCAAGUUUUACUCCUUUAACAUUUGUCGAUAAUUUAUUACAUCAUACUGCUGGUAUAUUAAAUACUUUUCGUGUUUCAAGUAUGGCUAGUGGUGUGGUUAAUCUUGUCAGAAAAGAAACUCGUGAAAUUGAGACGACACUAGAAAAUUUAACAAAUACUUCAAAUAAUGAUGCUGCAAUUAAAACUGAAAAAAAAACUUUCAUAGAAUGGGUUGUCAGUAUUGUAAGUCCUACAACAACAAAAAAUCCUGAAAAAGAAAAAUCAAUUUCAAAAGAUGAUACUAAGAAUAAAUCCGUCGAUACUUCAAAAACUAUUUCCGUUGGACCUUCAAAAAGUAAAUCUGAUGAUAAUACUUCAAUUGAUAAAUCUGAUGUCGAAGUUGACGUAACUAAAACUAAAGCUGAACACGAUGAAAGUUUAGUUGAACAGCUAAGAUUUUUAGAUGAUUAUAUAAAAUCUUUUGAUCCUUUGAAACCAAGAUAUGAUCCAGAAAACUUUGAAAAUUUAUUAACUGAAUAUCUUGGCGAUACUAAACUCAAGAAUACUGCAAACAAUGUGGAUGUAUUCAUUACUGCUUUUAAUAUUUCAACUUAUGAACGGACUUUCUUUACAAAUCUAAAUAAUAAGGAUGAUGAUGUUUUGAUGAAAGAUGUUGUACGUGCAAGUGCUGCUGCUCCUACUUACUUUCCCGCAAAAGAAAUUGCUAGUAAAUUUUUUGUAGAUGGUGGUGUUUUUAUGAAUAAUCCAACUGCUAGAGCAUAUCUCGAAGCAAGAAGAAAAUAUCCAAAAUCGAAAUUUGUGGUUCUUUCCCUUGGUACUGGUGUCCACACUCAACCUUUAGAGGAUCAUAAAGAUUCCGGCAUUAUUCAAUGGGUCUAUCCCUUAAUUAAUCUUUUAAUGAAUAAUGAACUCGUAAACCAUGAUGAUACUAUGAGUAUUUUGGCUGAAUUUGAUGGAGCAGAAUAUUAUAGAAUUCAACCGGUAUUAAAAGAAGACAUCUCUUUAUCUGAUACCAAGGAAGAAGCUGUUGAAAAACUUCUUUUAUUAAGUGAUGAAAUUAUAAAUAAUUAUAGUUCAAAGUUGGAUAAAGUAGUUGAUUUGCUCGUUGAUAAAGUUAAAAAAAAGAAUAAGACUACUGCUUAA